AUGAACGCUGCAGCCAGCAGCUACCCCAUGACCUCCUUAUACGUGGGCGAUCUGCACCCGGACGUCACCGAAGUCAUGCUGUAUGAAAAGUUCAGCACUGUGGGGCCUGUGCAGUUCAUCCGAGUCUGCCGCGACAUGAUCACCUACAGCUCUCUGGGUUAUGCCUAUGUCAACUUCCAGAACUCAGCUGACGCUGAGAGGGCCUUGGACACCAUGAACUUUGAAGAGAUUAAGGGAAAACCAAUGCGCAUCAUGUGGUCUGAGAGGGAUUCCUCUUUGAGAAAGUCUGGCGUGGGAAAUGUCUUUAUCAAGAACCUGGAUAAGUCUAUAGACAACCAGGCGCUGUACGACACUUUCUCUGCCUUUGGGAACAUCCUGUCCUGUAAGGUGGUUUGUGAUGAGAACAGCUCUAAGGGCCAUGCCUUUGUCCACUUCGAUACCCAAGAGGCGGCGGACCAGGCCAUUGAGAGGCUGAACGGCAAGAUUCUCAAUGACCGCAAAGUGUUCGUGGGCAAAUUCAAGUCUCGCCAAGAGCGGGAAGCCGAGCUUGGCACAAAGGCCAAGGAAUUCACCAACGUUUACAUCAAAAACUUAGGAGAAGAGGUGGAUGAUGGGGCGCUGAAAGAGCUCUUCGGCCAGUUUGGUAAGACCCUAAGUGUCAAGGUGAUGAGAGACUCGAGUGGCAAGUCCAAAGGCUUUGGCUUUGUAAGUUAUGAGAAACACGAGAACGCCAACAAGGCUGUGGAAGAAAUGAAUGGAAAAGAAAUAGGUGGGAAAGCCAUAUUCGUAGGCCGCGCGCAGAAAAAAAUACAACGUCAGGCUGAACUAAAACGGAAAUUCGAGCAGCUGAAGCGGGAGAGGAUUAGACAGUACCAAGGAGUGAAUCUCUACAUUAAGAACUUGGAUGACACCAUUGAUGAUGACAGACUAAGGAAAGAGUUUUCUCGGUUUGGAUCCAUCACCAGUGCGAAGGUGAUGCUAGAAAGAGGAAGAAGCAAAGGGUUUGGCUUUGUCUGUUUCUCCUCUCCUGAAGAGGCAAGCAAAGCUGUCACCCAGAUGAACGGACGCAUUGUGGGCUCCAAGCCGCUGUAUGUCGCCCUGGCCCAGGGGAAGGAAGAGCGGAAGGCUCACCUGACUAGCCAGUAUAUGCAGCGCUUGACUGGGAUGAGAACACUCCCUGCCAACGCCAUCUUAAAUCCAUUUUGUCCUGCAGCUGGUGGCUAUUAUGUGCCCGAAGUUCCACAGGCGCAGGGAAGACCUCCAUAUUACAUGCCUAACCAGUUAGCACGGAUGAGGCCUAAUAAACGGGGGAAGCGAGGCAGGAGGCCUCAAGGCUUCCAAGGAAUGCCAAGGGCUCCGCCGCAGUCUGGGCCUCGUCCAGCUCUUCGACAUCUGGCUCCAACUGGUAAAGCUCCGGCCUCUGGUGGCCUUCCUCCUACCGCUCACAGAGUCGGGUCUAAGAGCUUGAACAGCUUGGCUAUGGGCUUUGGUGGGGCUGGCGCCGCCCAGCAAGGGCUGGCUGACAGCUACCAGUCUGGAGGCGUCCCUACAGCCGUGCCAACCCUUGCACCUCCCGCUACAGUUGCUGCCACUGCUCCCAGGGCUGUGGCUCCACACAAGGAUGCCUCCAGUGUCCGCAGCCCUCACCCUGUCAUUCAGCCGCUGCAGGCCCCCCAGCCUGCAGUCCAUGUCCAGCGUCAGGAGCCCCUGACUGCCUCCAUGCUGGCCGCAGUGCCCCCCGAGGAACAGAAGCAGAUGCUGGGGGACCGUUUGUUUCCCCUGAUCCAAACAAUGCGUUCAAAGCUGGCAGGAAAAAUUACCGGGAUGCUGCUGGAACUCGACAACUCGGAGCUGCUGCGCAUGCUCGAGUGCCCCGAGACCCUCCGUGCCAAGGUGGAUGAAGCUGUGGAGGUCCUGAAGACUCAUCGUGCCAAGACAGAAGCUGCCCAGAAGGUGGAGGCUGUUGCUGCUGCUACCUCUUAG
Apodemus sylvaticus (European woodmouse) is the source of this 1983-nucleotide messenger RNA. RefSeq names its product polyadenylate-binding protein 4-like. NCBI's taxonomy places the organism in Eukaryota, Metazoa, Chordata, Mammalia, Rodentia, Muridae. Gene Ontology annotation, cellular component: ribonucleoprotein complex. Gene Ontology annotation, molecular function: RNA binding. The transcript has a single exon. Bases 1 to 1983 code for a protein of 660 amino acids. The record is from RefSeq and is a predicted model, not a curated record.